Lathyrus sativus (Indian pea) is the source of this 660-nucleotide messenger RNA. NCBI's taxonomy places the organism in Eukaryota, Viridiplantae, Streptophyta, Magnoliopsida, Fabales, Fabaceae. The record is from the annotation of a GenBank genome assembly.
AUGGUAGAAGAGUCGGGAGAAGAUGAGAUAAAUCGCAGUCAAGUGUGGAAGGAUGCCCGCGUCAAUAAGAAUGGGGUGAUUGAUAAUGAGAAUGUUCAAAGAGUUGUGGAUCAAUGUGUAAAGAAGUUAACAGAAGCUAUAACUGAAGAAGAGAGACAAGACCUUGGUCCUACGGACAUAUUAUUCGAGGCUCUAAAUCUCCCAAACUACUAUGGGCGUAUUAGGAGUUACGGUUUUGGGGUAUGUUCUAGGGACAUAUUUCCACGCCAAAUUCGCCCCACACAAAUGGACUUUCAAAGAUUGUAUGGCUUUUGCAACACACUCAAAAGUAGAUUGGAGGUGCUAGAGAGAGAGAAGCUGGAGAGAGAUAAGUUGGAUAGAGAGAAGAUAGAGAGGCAAAAAACCGAAGAAGUGGCCGAGAAAGAACAACCUAAACAAGUGUCAAAGAGCUUGCAACAGCCUGAAAAAGGGACACAGGGCUUGCAACAACUUGAAGAUGUGGCAGAGAGGCAACAACCUGAACAAGUGUCAAAGAGCUUGCAACAGCCUGAAAAAGGGACACAAAGGCAAGAGUUAAGUGAUAAAGGUUCUUGCAACCCUGGAUCAUUCGGUAAUAUUCCCGAGGUAAUUCAAAGCAGUUCAUAUAUGUUUGUUUUGUAA